AUGUUUAUGAUGAAUACAAAAACAUGUGAAGUUUGUAAUGGGCCUGGAGAACUGAUUUGCUUUUGCAAGCAGGCCAUUCUGUGUAGUAGCUGUGUAGGAAGGCAUAUCAUUUCAGAUAUAAGCUCAAGUCAUAAGCCAGUCGCGCUGAGUGAAAGCCAAUUGACUUCUUUGAUGGCUGAAAAUUGGCACGAACUCUGUGCGACUGAAGCACAGAUUUUAGCUCAGGCGUCUCAAAAACAAGAGGUUUUAGCAUAUUCUAGUCUAAAUAAAUUAAUAAAAAUCCUAUAUAAAAAUGUGUUUUAAAUAAAUUAAUCUAUAAAAGUUUAUACCAAUUUUUAUAAUAAAUAUAAGCAGAUUUCUAUAUUAUAUGAAAAUUUAUAUAUUAUUGUAGAUAUUUAUAUAUAAAAUCCCGUUUGGAAAAAGAAAUCUCAGCAGUCGACGAAUUUCAAAAUCUUUCCAUUCAAUUUAUUACAGAAAUUGUAAAAGUGAUAGAGCGAGAUCUGCUUUCAGCAGCUGAGGAUAUGACUUUAAAAGUAAUCAACCAAUGUGGGAUUGUGAAAAAACAAAUCGCAGAAGCUUUAGAUAUGAUCAAAAAAGGAGAUUAUCAGUACAAUGAGCUUGCAAAUGCACUGACAAGCUGCUUAACUUGUGAAGAGGUCAAUAAGUUCGAAAUUCUCAAGAAAAGGGUAGACUACAGCCAAACUGAUAUGAAAAAUACCAUAGUAAGCCAGUUUAUUUUUGAAAUUGGCCUUAAAAGUAGCAGCAACUCUAACACCCCAGCUCCAGACCCAAAGCAAGCAAAAUCUCCCAUGAUUGACACAGCUUCACCUAAAAAAAUCCCACAGAUUUCUAUGCCGAAGCAAAAAUCAAGAAUAACCACCCCAAAAGUUGGCUUUCGAGACGUAAAACGGACAAAAACCCAAAAUCCUUUUGAAUUUUCAGACGAUGAAAAUUACGUCGCUUUGACCUCAAGAGAAAGCUCAGAAUAUGAAGCACCCAGGAUGUCAACUGCCCAAACCCAACGCGAAAUAAAAUCAAGAAUGCAGAGAAGUAGCUCAGUUUCCAGGAAAAAAAUUAUUUCUGCUAUGCUUUAUUGCUUUAUCCCUGGUGUGAAAUUUUUGACCACUUUUAAUACCUCUAUUGAAGAAUUUUCAAAAAUUAAUAUAAAAAGCCGAGAUGUCGGGCUUGAUGGGAGUGCUUGGACUAUAACCCCAGAUGGGCUAAUUGUGAUCACAGGAGGUCUGCAGAUAUCUCCAAAACGGUCAACAUGGAUUUUCAAUGUGGUUUCUCAAGACCUUACUAUUGGCCCUGCUAUGAAAAACCCUAGGUUUAAUCAUGCGAUUUUGAAUAUUGGAGAAUUUGUAUACGUUUUUGGCGGUUUUAAUAAUGGGACACUAAAAGAAUGCGAAAGACUGAAUGUCUCACAAAGGACCUGGCAGAAAAUUGCGAAUUUAAAUACUCCUAGAGAAAGCUGUUCAGCUGCGUUUAUUAAAGGAAAUAUUUAUAUAGCAGGAGGUGCAGAUACUAUUGAAGCUUAUAAUAUUGCAGGAAAUAGAUUUUCGCAGUUAAAAAUAAAAAUCCCAGACAGUCUGCGGUGCUUUAUGUUUCCAAUUGACAACCAAUUGAUCAUUUUCCACGGCAAAAAAAUCACAAAAGUUGACCCUUUCAAUCCUCAGAAUAUUGAAGAUAUAAAGGACUUGCCUGAAGAAGACUGGUGGAGCCCUGCAAGCUACGUUUUAAAUGAAAAAUCAGUGUUUUUCAUUAGGAGAUUCUUUAUUCAUAAGUAUGAUGUAGAAGAAAAUCUAUUAUUCCCAGUCCAGUCGUGCACGAAUUAA
This is a messenger RNA of Blepharisma stoltei, 1835 nucleotides long. The record is from the annotation of a GenBank genome assembly. NCBI's taxonomy places the organism in Eukaryota, Ciliophora, Heterotrichea, Heterotrichida, Blepharismidae.